This is a messenger RNA of Aspergillus fumigatus Af293, 672 nucleotides long. RefSeq names its product putative epoxide hydrolase. Bases 1 to 672 code for a protein of 223 amino acids. The transcript has 2 exons. Gene Ontology annotation, biological process: epoxide metabolic process. The record is from RefSeq and is a predicted model, not a curated record. NCBI's taxonomy places the organism in Eukaryota, Fungi, Ascomycota, Eurotiomycetes, Eurotiales, Aspergillaceae. Gene Ontology annotation, molecular function: epoxide hydrolase activity.
AUGUCGGCUUUUAGCAAGCUCCCCUCUGGGGCAUCCAUCGCUCUCAAGCCUUUUCGGGUCUCCAUCCCGGAAGAGGAGCUGGAUGAGUUCCAGGCCCUGUUGAAGCUCUCCAAGAUUGCCCCACCAACAUUUGAAAACUCUCGGCCAAGCGGCCAAUAUGGCAUUACCUCGGACUGGCUGACCACUCUUCGGAAACAGUGGCAGAAGGAUUUCGACUGGAGAGCCUGCGAAGCAAAAGCGAAUCUCUUUCCGCAGUUCACCGUAGAUAUCGAAGAUAUCAAACUCAAAUUUGCGGCGCUAUACUCUAAGAAGCCGGAUGCCGUGCCCAUUACUCUCAUUCAUGGAUGGCCUGGCAGCUACACGGAGUUCCUGCCGAUGCUCCAGCUAUUCAGUGAGGAAUUUACCCCUAUCACUCUGCCAUACCACCUCAUCGUUCCUUCUCUACCCGGCUGUGCCUUCUCCUGGGGCCCGCCUUUAGACCGGGACUUCACCAGCGAGGACUCCGCCCGUAUUCUGGAUAAGUUAAUGCAGGCCUUGGGUUUGGUGGGGGCUAUAUUGCACAGGGUGGCGAUAUUGGUGCCAGGGUGUCUCGGCAGUUGGUCGUUGACUAUGCUAGUUGCAAAGGUACGUCCUGACAGUGCAUUAAUGUGUCUAGUCACUGACCAUGUUUAG